GAGUUUACGAUCUAAGCAGCGCUGCGUUCGUGACGGAACACUGUGCUCAAGGUAGUUCACGUAGUGUUGCCGAGUCCUCGCCGAGAGUUGCCCCGACGCCGAGUUCGAGGAUCGUGAAGAUGCAACGGGCGAUUAGGACGUUCUCGCGAAACAUCUCUGCGCUCAGUCAAGUGAGAAUGGCAGGAGAACGUGGUUCUGGUGCUGGCAAAGGAGGAGGUGGUGGUGGUACUAUUCGCGAGGCUGGUGGAUCCUUUGGCAAAAUGGAAGCGGCCCAUGAGGAUCAGUACUUCUAUAACCUGCAAAAGGAACAGUUAAAAAAGAUGAAAGAGAGCCUGCACGACGAGAUCUCGUUCCACGAGGAGCAAAUCAAGCGUCAUCAGGAAGCCAUAAACCGUCACAAAAAGCGAAUCACAGAUAUGGAUGAGAAGAAAUGAAAAAGUUCGAAGUUAUUGGCGCGAGACUUCCGAUUUCGGCGAUAUUAUUGAUUUCAAUGUAAAGAGAUUCGAAAAUAGUAAGGAUAAUAGAGUGUCACAGCAGUUUUUUUUUUAUGUAUAAUACGUUACAUUGAAUAGAUAUUAUAUAUAUAAAAAAUACAAUACUCUUAAAUAUUAAUUAAGUAUUGCAUCAUAUUACUUUGGAGUAUUGUACGAAUUGGUUACCUCAACGAGACUUUUGUCGUAAGACGCCUUUGUACUUGUCAGAUGUCUGAAAAGACUUAUGCCUGAGAAUAAAAUGCGUUUUUAAUCGUU
This is a messenger RNA of Odontomachus brunneus, 749 nucleotides long. Its product is annotated as ATPase inhibitor mai-2, mitochondrial-like. Gene Ontology annotation, cellular component: mitochondrion; mediator complex. The transcript is spliced from 3 exons. The record is from RefSeq and is a predicted model, not a curated record. Bases 120 to 434 code for a protein of 104 amino acids. Gene Ontology annotation, molecular function: ATPase inhibitor activity. NCBI's taxonomy places the organism in Eukaryota, Metazoa, Arthropoda, Insecta, Hymenoptera, Formicidae. Gene Ontology annotation, biological process: regulation of DNA-templated transcription; negative regulation of ATP-dependent activity.